Molecule: messenger RNA, 768 nt
Organism: Aspergillus steynii IBT 23096
Lineage: Eukaryota; Fungi; Ascomycota; Eurotiomycetes; Eurotiales; Aspergillaceae
Product: GPI anchored serine-threonine rich family protein
Exons: 2
Coding region: 1-768 (255 amino acids)
Source: RefSeq, a predicted model, not a curated record
AUGCGUUCGUCGAUCUUCUACUUGACCCUCAGUGCCAUUGCGACCCUUGCGGCCGCCGCUGCCGACAAGGCCAACCCUUUCAAUAUCCCCGCCGAUGGAUAUUCCUUCAAGGCCGGCGAGCCCACCACUCUGAAGUGGAACCCGACCACCAGCGGAACCGUGACCUUGCGUCUGCAAUGGGGUGGCGUCCUGACCCCGAACUCGGGCACCGCGAUUGCUAAGAGCAUCGACAACUCGGGCAGCUUCACCUGGACUCCUUCGUCCGAUCUUGCCGCCCAGCCCGAUUACACCGUUGAGAUUAUCUCGGACGACGACACCAGCGAGGUCAACUAUCUUCCUCGUUUCGUUGUCGCCGGUGCCACCGGCUCGGCGACCAAGACCACCGCGGCGUCGACUACCUCUGCCACCACGACCGAGGCUUCCACCACUACCUCGUCGAGCGAGAAGACUACCAGCACCUCCGGCACCUCCAGCACCUCCAGCGCCUCCAAGACCGAGACCCCGACCACCUUGUCGACGGCGACUAGCACCGGCUCCAGCACUUCCACCAAGACCGGUUCUGGCGGCGAGGGAUCGGCUAGUUCGACCGGUUCUGCGACUGGCUCCUCGAGCGCCGCCGCCUCCAGCACCAGCGCACAGGCUUCGAGCACCAACAGCGCUACUGCCAGCGCCUCCGAAACCGUGGUGCCUAACACGAAUGCCGGCACGACCACCCGGGUUUCUGGUGCCAUGAUGGCCCUUGUUCUGGCCGGUGUUGCCGUCUUCUAA